UGAAUUUCUUCAAUCAGAAGUUUUCCUGCAAAGGGAGAGGGUUUUUUCCCCCAAGACUUUACUUGAAUUAAGAGGAAAAAGAGAUUUCAAUGAUUGCUGAAUAAACUCUACAUGCAUAUUUGAAGUGGUUGUAACUAACUCCAUAGCUGUAGCAUCUGCUUUGUGUGAUAAAAUGAUGGUUUUUGCUUGCAUUAAGAUGAUGCCCAUAUUUGGGCAGAAGCUUAUCUGAAGUGCUGGGUUGUAAUAAUAAGCAGCCAGCCAUUUUGUAAUGGUGUGCUUCAAGGUAUCGCUGUAGAAACACUUGCUCUGUGGUCAUUGGGAGAAACCUUGCCAAUACAGGGAGACCCUUAGAAGACAGUCAUGGAGAAAAUGGCAAGGGUGACCACUGCCCUUGGUGGCAAUACCAUCACUGGACGGACCAUGUUCUGCCACCUGGAUGCCCCUGCUAAUGCCAUUAGCGUGUGUCGUGAUGCUGCCCAGGUAGUGGUUGCUGGGCGCAACAUCUUUAAGAUCUACUCCAUAGAAGAAGAUCAGUUUGUGGAGAAGCUGAACUUGCGUGUGGGCCGCAAGCCAUCUCUGAACUUCAGCUGUGCCGAUGUGGUGUGGCACCAGAUGGAUGAGAACUUGCUGGCCACAGCAGCCACCAAUGGCGUCGUGGUGACCUGGAACCUUGGCAAGCCAUCCCGUAACAAACAGGACCAGCUUUUCACCGAGCACAAACGAACAGUUAACAAAGUGUGCUUCCACCCCACAGAGGUGUAUAUGCUUCUCAGUGGUUCCCAGGAUGGCUACAUGAAAUGUUUUGACUUGCGCAAGAAAGAUUCUGUUAGCACAUUCUCAGGUCAGUCAGAAAGCGUUCGUGACGUCCAGUUCAGUAUACGUGAUUACUUUACCUUUGCUGCAACCUUUGAGAAUGGUAACGUUCAGCUGUGGGACAUCCGCCGGCCUGACCGCUAUGAGAGGAUGUUCACAGCCCACAAUGGGCCUGUAUUCUGUUGCGAUUGGCAUCCAGAGGACAGGGGCUGGUUGGCAACAGGGGGUCGAGACAAGAUGGUGAAGGUUUGGGACAUGAACACCAACCGGGCCAAAGAGAUCUACUGUGUGCAGACAAUAGCCUCUGUGGCAAGGGUCAAGUGGCGCCCGGAAUGCAAGCACCACAUUGCCACGUGCUCUAUGAUGGUGGACCACAACAUCUACGUGUGGGACAUACGGCGCCCUUUCAUCCCCUCGGCCAUGUUUGAGGAGCACAAAGAUGUCACCACGGGGAUCGUGUGGCGUCAUCUCCAUGAUCCUUAUUUCCUCCUGUCCGGCUCCAAGGAUAGCACCCUUUACCAGCAUAUCUUCAAGGAUGCCAGCCAGCCUAUUGACCGGGCUAACCCUGAAGGGCUUUGCUACAGUCUCUUCGGGGACCUGGCUUUCGCUGCCAAGGAGAGCCUCAUCUCUUCUGAUUCUAACCGUAAGCCCUACAUCGGGGACCGGCGCCACCCUAUCUUCUUCAAGCGCAAGCUAGACCCCACGGAGCAGUUUGAGUUCAUCUCUUCUUCCAGCGCCCUAAGCGUCUUUGAAGCAGACACAGAAUGUGAUGCUGGUAGCAUGGACUGGUUCGUGCGAACCGCCAAGCAGUACGUGCUGACGGGGAGACCGCUGGCGGAGCUGUGUGACCAUAAUGCCCAAGUAGCCAAAGAGCUCAAACGCAACCAGGUUGCCCAGACGUGGACAAUGCUCCGGAUUAUUUACUCUAGUCCUAGCACCAUGCCCACUUCAAACUUAAAUCACAGCAUAGGAAAGAGUAGCUCCAGCCUUCCACUCAUGAAUAGCUUUAACUUGAAAGAUAUUCCCUCUGGGAUAGGCAGUGAGUCAAGGCUGGAGCGGAACAAGGGAGAGAGCCGCCCUGAAAACAUUCUCAUGGACUCUUCUUCUACCCUGAUCAAUAACGAUGAGAAUGAAGAGACUGAAGGCAGUGAUGUCCCUGCAGAUUAUCUCCUUGGGGAUGUGGAAGGAGAUGAAGAUGACCUGUACAUGAUGGACCACGAAAACCCCCACACUGAGGAGCAAGAGUACAUCCUUCCCCAGGAGGCCUUUCCUUUGCGUCAUGAGAUUGUGGACAACCCAUCUGCACUGGACCACCUGCAGGACAAAGCAGACUCCCCCCACGUCAGCGGCAACGAGGCAGAGACUGUUUCCCUGACGCCUGUGGAAUCUUUCUCUCUCAUCUCCAUCUCUCACUCUCUGUAUGAGAACCGCCUGCCUGCCGACUUCUUCAGCUCCAUUGUCCGUGACAUGCUGCUCUUCUAUGCUGAGCAGGGGGAUGUGCAGAUGGCUGUGUCCGUGCUGAUUGUGCUGGGGGAUCGCAUCCGGAAGGAGAUUGACGACCAGGCACAGGAACACUGGUACACAUCCUACAUUGACUUGCUGCAGCGCUUCCAGCUGUGGAACAUCUCCAACGAGGUGAUCAAACUGAGCACGUGCAGAGCCAUCAACUGCCUCAAUCAGGCGUCCACCACGCUGCACAUCAAUUGCAGCAAUUGCAAACGACCUAUGAGCAACAAGGGCUGGAUUUGUGACAGGUGUCGGCAGUGUGCCAGCAUGUGCGCCGUGUGCCACCAUGUGGUGAAGGGCUUGUUCGUGUGGUGUCAAGGCUGCAGUCAUGGAGGCCAUCUGCAGCACAUCAUGAAAUGGCUGGAGACCAGCUCUCAUUGCCCUACAGGAUGUGGUCACCUCUGCGAAUACACCUGAACCGAAGGGAACCUGUGUCUGCUGGAAAGCAAAACGCAGCCCAGUGGCUGCUUAGAACCGGCACUGAAAGCUUCUUUGUGGGAGGCUUUAAAGCCAUCGUUAUUGUUGUCCUGGACGGCUGCAUGAGAGAGUGUAGUGGGUUGGACGCUUUGAAGGGAAGGUACCUUCUUUGCUUCACGACAAGCGGUGAAAUUUCUAAUACUCAGGGGAUUCUUCUGGAAAACUUCACCUGGUCACGUUUAUUUAUUUUUUUACAGCUGUAUAAACUUUUUAUUAUUAUUAUUAUCAUGAUUCUACACAAACCUACUUCUUAAGGUCAAGAUGGCAACGAAGUGCUUCUGACCCAUUUUUAUACUGAAUUAAAAGAACAAAGCGAACUUUA
This is a messenger RNA of Elgaria multicarinata webbii, 3118 nucleotides long. It is a transcript of the gene WDR24, whose product is annotated as WD repeat domain 24. Gene Ontology annotation, cellular component: vacuolar membrane; GATOR2 complex; cytosol. Lineage: Eukaryota; Metazoa; Chordata; Lepidosauria; Squamata; Anguidae. The record is from RefSeq and is a predicted model, not a curated record. Bases 361 to 2736 code for a protein of 791 amino acids. The transcript has 9 exons. Gene Ontology annotation, molecular function: protein binding. Gene Ontology annotation, biological process: positive regulation of TORC1 signaling; cellular response to amino acid starvation; positive regulation of macroautophagy.